This is a messenger RNA of Telopea speciosissima, 915 nucleotides long. RefSeq lists its product as uncharacterized. Lineage: Eukaryota; Viridiplantae; Streptophyta; Magnoliopsida; Proteales; Proteaceae. The record is from RefSeq and is a predicted model, not a curated record. The transcript has 4 exons. The coding region runs from base 133 to 681 and encodes 182 amino acids.
GAGCCUAAAGUCCCAAAUCCUCUGUUCGCCUCAGCAUCUCCAUCUCCAUCGCACUUGCCUCUGCAACUAGGUGAAGCUCAUCAAAGGCCCGACGAGCAAGUAACAGGUAAAGGAAGAAGAUUGGGAGGUGUUAUGGCUGUUGCUUCAUUGUCUAUAUGCACUUCAAUUUUAACCCAUGGAUCAAGAGAUCACAAUCCAAGAUACAGGAAACCUUCUGUACCAAAUCCAUUAAUUAUUUCAGAAACUUGGAAUAUACAUGGUGAUCAUGAAAUGAGGAGGCUGUCCCGUAAAUUUACCGUAUUUGCUACAGAAGGUUCAGCAAAGCCAAGCAAGUCAGAAGAGACAAUUCCCUCAUGGGCUAAUCCAGAUUCAGAUGAACCACCUCCUUGGGCUCAAGAUGAGAGCAAGCAAAAUGGGUCUAAACAGACCUUGGAGAUUCCCUUCUAUGUUUAUUUACUUGCUUCAACUAUCGUUGCAAUAGCUGCGAUAGGUUCUGUUUUCGAAUAUGUGAACCAGAAACCUGUUUUCGGCAUAUUGAAUCCUGACAGCAUAUUCUACGUUCCAGUGCUCGGCUUCUUUGCCUUCACUGGUUUCCCAACUUCUGCAUUCCUGUGGUUCAAAUCUGUUCAAGCUGCUAACAAGGCAGCUGAGGAGCAAGACCAAAGAGAUGGUUAUCUAUAGAUUUGACUUUGCAGUGUGUGAUCUGCCAUCUUCAAGCAUCCCUAUUGCACAUGACCUUCUUGUAAGAAAUAGCUUCCAUAGGCAAGUUUCCAAUUGUAAAUGAGUAUUGUUCUUGCAGUAAUGUGACAUUGUAUUCAAGAAAAUAUUGUCUAGUGACAGAACAUCAUAAUUAAUGCUUGUAACAAAAAUUGUAGGCACACAAAUGUGGGGAUCAAGAUCUGUGUUCAGUCUUCU